Raphanus sativus (radish) is the source of this 1216-nucleotide messenger RNA. Its product is annotated as putative cysteine-rich receptor-like protein kinase 30. The coding region runs from base 177 to 1145 and encodes 322 amino acids. The record is from RefSeq and is a predicted model, not a curated record. Lineage: Eukaryota; Viridiplantae; Streptophyta; Magnoliopsida; Brassicales; Brassicaceae. The transcript is spliced from 2 exons.
AUUCCAUCACUAGCUGUAUUGCACUUUCAGAGGUCCAGUUCUCAAACUUGUUCUUCGUCUCUUUAAAACAAGUUGUCAUAAUUUAUUAUAUUCUCCAUUCUUAUAUACUGUAUGUAAGUUAGUCUAUACUCUAUUACUCAUCUUGUUGUUCAAACACGAAAGGAACUUUUGAAAAGAUGGGUCAAAACAAUCUCCUCUCAUUGGCCCUCUGGCUUCUUCCCGUGAGCUUAACUGUUGUUGUCUCUGCGCAGGUUUGCUUGGAAAAUUUUGGAACGUUUAGACCAGGUGGUACUUUUGACAGGAACCGUCAACUUAUCCUCUCAUCUCUUGCAUCUGAGGUGGCAGCUAAAGAUGGCUUCUUCAACGUUUCGGUUGGGACGUAUCCUGACCAGGUCUACGCGCUGGGGAUGUGCAUCCCAGGCGCUAAACAAGAGUUUUGUUCGGAUUGUAUCAAGGCUGCGUCUGACCAGUUAAUACAGAGCUGUCCCAACCAGGCAGCAGCUUUUUAUUGGUCAGGUGGAGGUGAAACUCUAUGUAUGGCACGCUACUCUAACAGCCCGUCUUUUAGACCGGUGGAUACAGAUUCACCUUCUUAUGGUGCCAACGUUGAAAAUCUCAGCACAAACUUAACAGAUUUUGACAGGUUCUUGGAGCGAUUAGCAGUUCGUAUGGUGACCGCAGCUUUGUCAUCAUCAGGCAAGAAUGUACCAUUCUCUAACAGUAGAUUCUACGCAGCUGAUGUAGCAGCCUUGACAAGCUCUAUAAAUGUAUAUGCGUUAAUGCAAUGCACCCCUGACGUCUCUCCCUCUAAUUGUAAGACCUGUUUACGACAAAGUGUUGAUUACUAUAUAGAUUGCUGUCGUGGGGAGCAAGGCGGCUAUGUGUAUUGGCCUAAUUGUCUUUUCCGGUUGGAUAUGUACCCCUACAAUGGCGCCUUUAGUCCUCUUAAGUUAGCGCCUCAGCCUACAUCUCAGCCUGCUUUUCAACCUGCAUCUCAGCCUGCUUUUCAACCUGCAUCUCAGCCUGCUACUCAACCCGCGUCUCAGCUGCAGUCCCCACCUCCCCUGACCAACGAAGAUGGGAAAACGAUUGAUAAGGGAGCUAUCAUAGGAAUUGUGGCUGCAAUGCUCAUAAUCAACAUGUAAAUGUAAAUUGAAGUAAUUUGUUUUAAAUGAUAAAUUUCCAUGUAUCAUCUGAAUUUUUUUUAUUUAAUUAU